Messenger RNA from Cooperia oncophora, 330 nucleotides. The record is from the annotation of a GenBank genome assembly. NCBI's taxonomy places the organism in Eukaryota, Metazoa, Nematoda, Chromadorea, Rhabditida, Trichostrongylidae.
AUGGAGCAGCUCAUUCAAGUUUACAAUGAGAGUCUCGUUGACGAGUUGGCCCACAGGGACGAGUUGGAAUACGAAAAAGAGAUGAAGAACACUUUCAUCUCAUUGUUACUCUCAAUUCAAAACAAACGCCGUCAAUUUGUCAACGAGCGAAAGAGGAAAGGGACCAAGAUAGACCCGCAUCAACUUCCGCAAUUCAUGACGGCAAGUAUUCCGUACAACGACCAUCAGCAUAUGGAUAACGCUACGCUUUCUUCUUUAAUAAAGAUUCUGAGAGCGAUCAACGACGACAGCUCCGUAGUGCCUACACUACUGACCGACUACAUUCUGACG